This is a messenger RNA of Eubalaena glacialis (North Atlantic right whale), 1071 nucleotides long. Its product is annotated as beta-1,4 N-acetylgalactosaminyltransferase 2-like. Gene Ontology annotation, biological process: UDP-N-acetylgalactosamine metabolic process; UDP-N-acetylglucosamine metabolic process. The record is from RefSeq and is a predicted model, not a curated record. NCBI's taxonomy places the organism in Eukaryota, Metazoa, Chordata, Mammalia, Artiodactyla, Balaenidae.
CUUCGUGCGGGUCUCCAGUUUGAAGGACCAGAUGCUCCCUUGUAUGAGGUCACCCUGACAGCUUCUCUGGGGACAGUGAACACCCUUGCUGACAUCCCAGACAGAGUGGUGCAGGGCAGAGGCCAGAAGCAGCUGACCACUUCGACCAGUAACUGGAAGCUUUUGAAUUUCAUACUCCAGCAUGUGACAUACACAAGCACAGAGUACCAGCACUGCAGGGUGGGUGUGAUGAGUCUGGAGUCCAAGUCCUCAGUGGCCAAGUUUCCAGUGACCAUCCGCCUUCCUGUUAUGCCCAAGUUAUAUGACCCUGGACCAGAGAGGAAGCUCAGAGACCUGGUGAGCAUUGCCACCAAAACUUUCCUCCAUCCCCACAAGCUCAUGACCAUGCUCCAGAGCAUUCGUGAGUAUUACCCAGACUUGGCCGUGAUCGUGGCUGAUGACAGCAAGGAGCCCCUGAAAAUUAAUAACAACCACGUGGAAUAUUACACCAUGCCUUAUGGGAAGGGUUGGUUUGCUGGUAGGAACCUGGCCAUAUCUCAGGUCACCACCAAAUACGUUCUCUGGGUGGACGAUGACUUUCUCUUCAACGACAAGACCAAGAUUGAGGUGCUGGUGGAUGUCCUAGAGAAGAUGGAACUGGACGUGGUAGGCUUCAGUGUGCUUGGAAACGUGUUCCAGUUUAAGCUGUUCCUGGAGCACAGUGAGAAUGGGAGCUGUCUGCACUGGCAGUCAGGAUCUUUCCGGCCCCUGGAUGGCUUCCCCAGCUGCGUGGUGACCAGUGGUGCUGUCAGCUUCUUCCUGGCCCACACAGAACGGCUCCAAAGAGUUGGCUUCGACCCCCGCCUGCAGCGAGUGGCUCACUCAGAGUUCUUUAUUGAUGGGCUCGGGAGCCUGCUCGUGGGGUCCCGCUCAAAUGUGAUUGUAGGUCACCAGCCCCGUUCUCCGGUGACGGACCCAGAGCUGGCAGCCCUGGAGAAGAGCUACAACGCAUACUGGACCAACACCAAAGCUCAGGUCUAGUUCAAGCUGGCUCUCCACUACUUUAAGAACCAUCUCCAGUGUGCCACAUAA